Messenger RNA from Capsella rubella, 1063 nucleotides. RefSeq lists its product as uncharacterized. The transcript is spliced from 2 exons. NCBI's taxonomy places the organism in Eukaryota, Viridiplantae, Streptophyta, Magnoliopsida, Brassicales, Brassicaceae. Bases 250 to 876 code for a protein of 208 amino acids. The record is from RefSeq and is a predicted model, not a curated record.
GAAGAAGAUCAAAAUCGAAAUAACUUUGUUCCAAAACACAAAAAACAAAGCAAAGAGAGAAACGUGUAUCAAUCUAUUGCGUGAGGAAUAAGGCAGGGAAGCAAAUCAAUCCAGAGUAGGAGAAUCAGGGGACGUUACCAAAUUAGGGUUUUACAGACCUACAUUAUCUUUUCUCUUCCGACGAUACUUAAUUGCUCGUGAAACUCUAAAAAAAACUCGAGGGGUUUCGCGAAAGCUCCAUCGGAAUCGAUGGAAUCAUCUCCGUCUGGAUCCGAACCUCCUCAUAAAGUGGUUUCUAAACUACAAAAAGUUGGCUGGCGAGCUACUAUGAUCUUCAAUCUCGGUUUUGCAGCUUAUAUAUUUGCGAUAAAACGAGAAAAGGACAUUGAUGCGGAUGAGAAAAAGAAAGGGAAAAAGGGUAGCGAGGCCAGAAAUAAAGGUGUGAAAAAGGGUGGUGUUAGCACUGAUGAUGUCGAGAAGAAAGUUGCAGAAAACAGCAGAGUUGCAGAGACUGAUAAGGCUAAGGAAGCAGAAAGUGCAUUACCAGUGAAGGAAGAAACGAAGCCAAUCCCUGAACUGGAUCCGCUGUUUGAGUUCACAGAUGCAGCUGAUCAGUCAAUGUUUCAGACUGUGGCAACUGAACCUGUAAAGGUGGCAAGGAAACCGAUUCCAGAAGAUGAGCAAAAGGAGCUGUUCAAGUGGAUUUUGGAAGAGAAAAGGAAGAUUGAACCAAAAGACAGGAAAGAAAAGAAACGAAUCGAUGAAGAGAAAGCUAUAUUGAAACAGUUUAUUAGCGCCAGUAGGAUUCCGAAACUUCUCCCCGAUGAUUCCGUUGAUUCUUCCCUCCGUGAUUGGGACAAAUUCUUCUCCAACUAGAAACAGUCAAACAGAAGAAACUAGUGUACUUGUUUUUUUGUUAGUACACCAAACGACCUUUGUUGCCUUUUUAGUUUUACUACUCUGAUUGUUGACUCUAAUCAACGAAUAGUUCUUAAGGGACCCGUUUGAAAAUGUGAUUUCUCUGGGGUUGAGAUUGGUGAUUUUAUAAAACUAUGGGGUAAUA